Molecule: messenger RNA, 2943 nt
Organism: Mustela erminea (ermine)
Lineage: Eukaryota; Metazoa; Chordata; Mammalia; Carnivora; Mustelidae
Gene: ZNF829
Product: zinc finger protein 829
Exons: 5
Coding region: 544-1779 (411 amino acids)
Biological process (GO): regulation of transcription by RNA polymerase II
Cellular component (GO): nucleus
Molecular function (GO): RNA polymerase II cis-regulatory region sequence-specific DNA binding; DNA-binding transcription factor activity, RNA polymerase II-specific
Source: RefSeq, a predicted model, not a curated record
CCGCGCGGUUUCUGGGAGGACAGGUGAAGGCGACCCACAGAAAGACCCAAGCCAGGGGCCGGUAACGCCGAACCAUCCCUUCGUGACCGCCUCCCAACGGACGUUCCUGAGGACAACAACACCUCCCAGAAGGCUUCGCGGCCCGAUUCAACUUCCGGCCAGAAAGCUGUCUGUGUUUCCUGUGUGAGGAGGAGGCACCGUAAGUCCUGCACCGAAGGCCGGGCUGGAAGGUGCAAACCUACCGUGCCUCGCAACCCUGAGACCUGGCUAGACGCUGAGAAUUGCAGUUACAGUCGUUGAGGGAGGGUCCGGGCAGGGCCCUGAGAGGAAUUGGCCGCGGGUGCGUCUCUGGACCACAUUUCCCAGAGGGCCCGGUGGGCCCGUCGCUCUUCUCGCAAGAACGCGAAAGUUUCGUCACGCCUGGCGGGACCGUUAGAUCGGUGAGGUGAGAGUCGGUGGGUCGCGGGGGACUCGAAAGGCGUAAAUUGAGGAGCCCGGAGAUAGGUACUAAGUUCCACCUUUCUCCAGGUGCAGAAGAGAAGAAUGCACAAUGAACUUCUACAAGCAGUGUCCAAGGGGUCAAUGAUGUUCAGGGAUGUAUCUAUAAACUUCUCUCAGGAGGAAUGGGAAUGCCUGGAUUCUGGUCAGAUGAAUUUAUACAAAGAAGUGAUGUUGGAGAAUUUCAGCAACCUGGUUUCAGUGGGACUUUCCAAUUCUAAGCCAGCUGUGAUUUCCUUAUUGGAACAAGGAAAAGAACCCUGGAUGGUUGAAAGAGAGCUGACAAGAGGCCUUUGUUCAGAUCUGGAAUCUAUGUGUGAGACAAAGAUAUUAUCUCUAAAGAAGAGACAUCUUAGUCAAGUAAUAUUUACCCAUGAAGACAUGCCUACUUUUAUUCAGCCCACAUUUCUUACUCCACAUCAAAAAACUGUUAAUGAAGAGAAACCCUGUGAAUGUAAGAUAUGUGGAAAGGCCUUUAAUCAGAACUCACAAUUUAUUCAACAUCAGAGAACUCAUUCUGCUGACAAAAGCUAUGAGUGUAAGGAGUGUGGGAAGACCUUUAGCCGUGGCUCACUUGUUACUCGACAUAAGAGGAUUCACACUGGUGAAAAACCCUAUGAAUGUAAGGAAUGUGGCAAGGCUUUUAGUUGUAGUUCAUAUUUUUCUCAGCAUCAGAGGAUUCACACUGGUGAGAAACCCUAUGAAUGUAAGGAAUGUGGAAAAGCCUUUAAUUAUUGCUCAAACCUCAAUGAUCAUCAGAGAAUUCACACUGGUGAGAAACCCUAUGAAUGUAAAGUAUGUGGAAAAGCCUUUACUAAGAGUUCUCAACUUUUUCCACAUCUGAGAAUUCAUACUGGUGAAAAACCUUACGAAUGUAAGGAAUGUGGGAAGGCCUUUACUCAACACUCAAGGCUUAUUCAACAUCAGAGAAUGCAUACUGGUGAGAAACCUUAUGAAUGUAAGGAAUGUGGGAAGGCCUUUAGUAGUGCCUCAACGCUUACUAACCAUCAUAGAAUUCAUGCAGGCAAGAAACUCUAUGAAUGUAAGGAAUGUGGAAAGGCCUUUAUUCAGAGCUCAGAACUUAUUCAACAUCAGAGAAUCCAUACAGAUGAAAAACCUUAUGAAUGUAAUGAAUGUGGGAGGGCUUUUAAUAAAGGCUCAAACCUUACUAGACAUCAAAGAAUUCAUACUGGUGAGAAACCCUAUGACUGUAAGGAAUGUGGAAAGGCCUUUGGUAGUCGCUCUGACCUUAUUCGUCAUGAAGGAAUUCAUACUGGGUGAAAGAUAAGCCCUUUUGAUAAUAUUUAUAAUAAUAUACUUAAAACAGCUAAUGGAAAAAAAAAACAAAACAAAACAGCAUGGUAGUUUUUUUAGGCUACUGUAACACAGUACCGAGUACCCCAAAAUGGGGUGACUUAAAACAACAGAAAUGUAUUCUCACAGUUUUGGAGCUCUGAAAUCCAAAAUUGAAGUUGUUGGUAAGGUUGGUUCCUUCGGAGGACGAUUUUAUUCCAUGUCUUUCUCCUAGCUUCUGUUAACAGCAUUCUGUGACAUUCCUUGUCUUGUAAAUGCAUCACUCCAAUCUCUGCCUCCAUCUUUACAUUUCAUUCUCCCUGUAUAAAUUUGUCUCUGUCUUGUAUACAAGAGGAGACUCAUACAGGACAUCUGUCAUAUUGGAUUAGGGCUCACCCUUAUGACCUUACUUUGAUUACAUCUGCACAACAACCUUACUUCCAUGUAGGAUCACAUUCACAGGUGCCAGAAGUUCGGACAUCAACCAUAGUUUAACCCAUAACACUGUUAACAAUGUUUUUCUAACAUAUUUACAGUUUUCUUGUAUACAUAAUUUGUUGAAUCUAUUUCAAAAUGUCAGUUCAAUGUUUAAGUUAAACCUCCCUUCCCUCCAAAAAAGAUUUUGUCUCAAACUAGUUCUUAAAUAAUUCUUUCCACCCCAUUGUUUUAUGCUGCUUGAGUUUGAGUUGUUAGCUUAGUUUUAGAGCCAUCUUUUCUAUUGCUCUGCCCUAUAGAUCUGUUUCUACCAAUACUAAACUAUAAGUUACAAUACAUAGACUAUCUUCUAAUUCCUGGCAGAAUUAUAACUCUGUUUUUGAAGGCAGCUCUAUUUCUUUCCUUUUUGUAACGCUAAAGUUUUCACGUUUUCAAAACGAAACAAAACAAACAAAAUCCUUCACACACACAGUGGAAAAAAAAGUAGGUUAUUUGUAAGCCUACCAAAAAGAAAUUACUAUUUUCAAAUUAUACAGCAUAUCCUUCCAGACUUUAGUGUAAUCAUGAUGUGCAUACUAUACCAUAACCUGUUUAUCAUUCUUUUUAAUGGUAUCAUAAUAAUCUUUUCUGUGGUAGAUUAUCAUUUUGCUAAAUAUUACUGACAUACUCUAUGGUGCUCACUGAAAUUUUACAGUUAUAAAAGUUGCCUUCUAAAUA